GUUAUAGGUUUAUAUAGCAUUUAUAUAUUGGUACACCCAACAAUAUAGAUAAAAUGAGCUCCAACUCAACCAGCAAUAGUAAAAUGCUACUUGAAAGUGAAUGCAUUAGUAAUACAUCACACAUACUACCACCAUAUUUUACCCAUCACAUGUGUGUUAAAGUAAAUUAACUAAAAUUCAACAUUUAGAAUUAAGCCUUUAUUGAGUUUGUGUUCAAAGCUUAAUUUGCCAGAUGGAGCUUACUGCUAUCUAACUACAAAAGUUUAACAUUUUGCACCUAUGCAAAUAAUUUCUUGCCAAACAUUCUGUUGCAUGAGCUGGUUAGCUUUUCUGAUGAUUCAUUUAAUUUCCAGCAAAAUUUAUCUCAAAUCCACCUGACUGUAAGCUGAUGAUGAAGCGUUUUUACCUCUCUCGCUUGCUCUCUCCCUCCCACAUGCCUCCUGUUUCCCCACAUUUAAAAAAUCCAAAGUGCAAAAUAAUGUAAACAUGUAAGUUUUUCACUCAGUGGCAAAUUCAUCAGACAAUAAGCUUCAUAUGCUCACAGUAACACACUCAGCAUCAUAUUUCAGAAUCAGACAUUUGUAGAAAACUGUAUUCUUGUAUUCAAUAAACCAACAUAAACUAAGUUUGCAGGUUUUGUUCUUUCCCUGCAGGUUAGAGUCACGCAGUCUUUUGCAACUGCCUUGUCCUUGACGGAUGACUGUGUAGUGACGGGUCUUUGUUUACUCUAUGAGUAAUGAUUAGAUUGGGGGAUUCUGCUCCCUAAAUGACUCGGUAAUUUGCAAGUGAACGCUGCGGAAUCUGAUAUAAGGAGCGGUCUGGCUGAUACUCCUCCAACUAGAAAACGACAUAAUGAAGUCCUGGUGUGCUCUUACUUUCCUCUGGUUGGCACAUUUCUGCCAUGGAGCUCUGUCCUGCCCGGCACUCUGCACUUGCUACUACAGAAGAGCUGAGGUGGUCUGUAACGAGGUUCCCCUGACAGAGUACCCCAGCAAGGGUCUCCCGACGAACACAACUAUGCUGACCAUCCAGUUUACGAACAUCACCUCCAUCUCCGAGCAGCAUUUGAGCGCUACACCCCUGCUGCAGGCGCUUCAGCUGUACAGCAACCACCUGCAGGACCUUUCCCCUGAUCUUCUCAGAGGCAUUCCUCACCUCCACACUCUGGAUCUAACUGAAAACAAACUGUCUGAUCUGCCUGCAGGUGUCUUCAGCCAUGCCCCGCUCCUCAACUUGGUGCUGAAGAAUAAUCUGAUUGAAAACGCUGAUGCUGAGUGGCUUCAUGGUAACAGCAGCAUCACCUGGGUGGACUUAUCUGGGAAUCGUUUAACGAAGGUCACAGCUGCCCUGUUUCAGAAGCUGCCUCACCUGGAUAAUCUGGACCUUUCCAACAACCGCCUGGAGAAGAUCUCUGCAAAUUCUCUGGAUCCACUGACCAAACUUGAGAGGCUAAACCUGCAAAACAACAAGCUAAUCACUCUGGAUGCAUCCUUACUUCAGAGCACACGCAACCUCACCUAUCUGUUCCUCUCUCGGAAUAAGCUCAACAAGCUCCCCCAGGGGCUUUUUCAGGAGCUCGCUCAGCUCAAACACCUGAGUCUGGAUGACAACCAGCUGAGCCACAUCCCUGCAGGUUUGCUGGACCCUUUGCACUCCCUGGACGAGGAGGGGCUGGACCUGACUGCUAACCCCUGGUUGUGCGAUAGCAAGGUGGAGUACCUCUGGAGGUGGCUUCAGAAGAACAAGAAGAAGGUCUUUCUGCCAGAGACCAUCACAUGUGCCAGUCCUCAGUCUCUGGUGGGGCGCUCAAUAAUGUCACUGACAGAAAGUGAACUAAACCUGCAGUCUUAACAUUUUCCAUCCUCAUCCUUCCAUCUGGUAUGCUUAAUGUUCCCAGUACACUCUGCCA
Chelmon rostratus (copperband butterflyfish) is the source of this 1909-nucleotide messenger RNA. Its product is annotated as leucine-rich alpha-2-glycoprotein-like. The record is from RefSeq and is a predicted model, not a curated record. The transcript is spliced from 2 exons. Gene Ontology annotation, molecular function: protein binding. The coding region runs from base 853 to 1851 and encodes 332 amino acids. Lineage: Eukaryota; Metazoa; Chordata; Actinopteri; Chaetodontiformes; Chaetodontidae.